Molecule: messenger RNA, 687 nt
Organism: Penicillium olsonii
Lineage: Eukaryota; Fungi; Ascomycota; Eurotiomycetes; Eurotiales; Aspergillaceae
Source: the annotation of a GenBank genome assembly
AUGGCAUCUCAACAGAGUGGAGAAGCUUACGAGCAGGAGAACGUGCAUGAGGUCUACCAGCAGAUUGCUCAGCACUUCUCAGCCACCCGCUACAAGCCGUGGCCGAUAGUUGAGCGGUUUCUCACCGGUCUAUCGCCCGGAGCAGUGGGCCUGGAUGUAGGGUGUGGCAAUGGCAAGAAUCUAAUGGUCAAUCGAGACGUUUUCAUCAUUGCUUCAGAUAGAUCGGCAAACCUGGCGCGGAUUGCGCUGCAGCACCAACCGCAUUCGACGGUGGUGGCCGAUAUUCUGGAACUGCCCCAUCAAGAUGGGCGGUUUGAUUUCGCCAUUUCCAUCGCGGUGGUCCACCAUCUGUCCACCCCGGCCCGGCGCACCCAGGCCGUUGCCGAGAUUCUGCGCACGGUGAAGCCGGCUUCACCGACGCAUGAGGGCGGAAAGGUCCUGGUCUACGCCUGGGCUCUAGAGCAAAAGAACAGCCGUCGCGGCUGGGACAAAGGCGAUGAACAGGACCGCAUGGUUCCUUGGGUCCGCAAGGGGGAGCACCCUCAGACGUUCCAUCGCUACUACCACCUGUAUGAGGAAGGGGAGCUGGAACGCGACAUCGACAAUGCCGGGGGUCGAGUGCUGGAGUCGGGGUACGAGAAAGACAACUGGUGGGCGAUCGCAACACCCAAGACGGGUCAGGCAUGA